This is a messenger RNA of Coregonus sp. 'balchen', 6594 nucleotides long. The record is from the annotation of a GenBank genome assembly. Lineage: Eukaryota; Metazoa; Chordata; Actinopteri; Salmoniformes; Salmonidae.
GAUGUCCUGGUUGUUGUAGUUCCUAUGUGGAGUAAAUUACUGUACUGUCUUUGAGUAAACUGUCAUUCCGAGGACUGCAGAAAUACUGUGGUGAUAAUCCGUCUGCUCUACUCCCGACACCACACGCCUCCUCUUCCCAUCGAGCUGCUGGCACAGUUCGUGACAUUGGACUAACGUUACCUGAAUGUUGGGAGUCGGUGCACUGUUCUACUAGCUAGUUAUUGAAUUUAGCGUUAACCAACAGCUAGCUAACGUAGUUAGCAGCAGAGAGCGCACCAAUUUGACAGUCAGUAGGUAGCAAAUACUUUCCUAGCACACUGCAUAUGAUCUAGCUAGCUUGCAACAGUAACGUUAGCUACUUCUACACUGCAAACCCCAGGCCAAGCACAAAACAACGGUAAGUACGUUAAUCAUAUUAUAGCGAAGUCUUUUUAGCCAGCUAGCUAUGGUGAUCAGAUUGGUUUCCCAUAGGGUUGUAUUUGGCACAACUGGCUAGCUACCUAGCUAGCUACGUACUUAGUUUAUUGUCAAAUCUGAGUCAGAGAUAGUCAAGCUAAAAUAUGGACGACAGUUUAAGACUGGACUUAUACACUUCGAGGUCACUCUCUCUUUGUCAGCUAAACGAAAGCUAGCUACGUGUGAUAACCCCUACCUCCGCCUUUCUCUCUAGUAUCAGAUGACAAUUAAUGGCUGUAGAUCGUAGCCAGCAGAUCCGACUGUUUGCUUACAGCUGUACUAGGGUCGGACAGGCUUCCUGUGCAUUUUUUUUUUAGGCAAGUCUAUCCUCCUUCAUUGGUGAUUGGUCAACAGUAGGGAUUCUUCAAUGAAGUGUUUGUUGUCAAUCAACAAGAGAUUGCUAAUUUUCAUGGAAAUGUUUCCACUUGAGAAAUACUGAACCAAACAUCCUAGUUUGAUGUAAAAUUGUGAGCCUAAGAUCUCCUUGGCAGAAACGUCAAAAUGAAUGACAGAUUUCUUGAGUAUCUUUGAGUCAUUCUGACUAGUUUGAGGAAGUGGCUACUGUGUCUCAAGAUGGACAAACAGUACUAUUGCUGCUUUUUUUCUUGUUAUUCAAGUAUAGGUCUUUUCAAGCGAAGGUCGAAGGUUCGCUUCAAGAAAAGAUUUAGUGUGCAAGAACAACUGAAAAAAUCCUUGCCGAAGACCAAAAUGUAAUCAUAAUAUAUGCACAAACUGUUCUGAACUGUUUCGGAUGGUAAACAUGCAGACACUUCUACUCUACACAGGAAGCCUUUCUGACCGUAGUGCAGACCGUAGUGCAGCUGUAGGCUAGACUUCCAUGAGAUCAGUUAGUAGCUAGUGAUUAGUGACUUUACAAGCAUUAUUCUUUUCCAGUCUACAGACAAUCAUCUUCUAGCAAAGUUUGUGUGUGUGAGAGAGAUAUGGAGACAGAGGGAGUGAGUGACACCUUUGGUGACACAUACACACACACACACCAUACGUUUACCAUACGUUUUACAAUCCGUGUGUACACUUAAAAUUAAAAUUCCUAUUUUCCCUAACCAUAACUCCUUAACCCCUAACCCUAAUUGUAACCCUAAACUUAACCCCUAAGUAUAAAAUAGCCUUUGUCCUCGUGGGGAAGUGGGAAAUGUCUCAAUGAGGGAGGAUUUUCCUUGUUUUUCUAUCCUUGUGGGGACUUUUGGGGAUUUCCGGUACCUAUGAGAAUAUUAAUACAAGCACACACACACAGUCACAAUGCUAGAUGAUGUAGACUGGAAUGGAAUAAUGUUUGUAGUCUAAAGUCGCAAACUGAUCCUGUGGAACACACACGGGUAAAUUGUUAUGGGAACGUUGUUUUAAUUGUUGCAGCUUGGCGCCAGUUUACAUAACUUUUGCAAAUCGCAUGUAUCGCCCUUGGUCUUCUCCUUAUAGCAACCAAUUUCAGACAUGACAUGUGAAUGUAAAUCUCUGAAACACUAUGCUGUCCAAGAAAGGCCGAGCUUGUUGAGCAAUCGCCCCCCAAUGUACUUUCACCUCCCCAAUGUACUUUCACACCCGCUACAUAAUCCAGUAAUACCUUUUGACUAAAGAAUAUUACAGCCGUCAAACGGUCUUCAACACUCGACUACCCUAAAGUGGGGUGAUAUAUUGUUUAACCUGUCAGUGCUUUUGUUAGUGCGAAGGCCCCUGUAGCUCAGUUGGUAGAACAUGGCGCUUGCAACGCCAGGGUUGUGGGUUCGUAUGAGUGUCGACUUGAAAGUUUGGAUGAUUUAAAGGCCAGUGAAUGUGUUCACCGAGAACACGCCUGGGUUAUUAUGUAACCGCACCAUUCGACCCUGCCGGCAGACGCAGAAACACCACCCGACCUUUCUGCCUCCUGGUAGUGCCUAGUGGAUGGACGCCGCCCUGUGGUGGAUAAUGGAAUUACUUGGUGUGAAUUGCAUUUCAAUGUAGACUCACUGGGGAGUGACUAAUCUAUGACAGACAGGCAACUGCCAAAAUAAAGGAAACACUUGAGUUAAUGAAGGAUACAAAGUAAAUUGAAAGCAGGUGCCACCACACAGUCGUGGUUCCGGAGUUAAUUAAGCAAUUCACAUCCCAACAUGCUUAGGGUAAUGUCUAAAAAUGCCCAGUUGCCCAUUAUGUUGUCUACCAUGGCUAGAAGAAGAGAUCUCAGUGACUUUGAAACAGGGGUCUCCAAGGAGCAUAGGGGGUUUAAAGGGUGUGUUUGUGUGUCUCAGUCACCAGAUUUCAAACCAAUUUAACACUUAUGGGAGAUUCUGGAGCGGCGCCUGAGACAGCAUUUUCCACCACCAUCAACAAAACAUCAGAUGAUGAAAUGUCUCAUGGAAGAAUGGUGUCACAUCCGUCCAAUAGAGUUCCCGACACUUGUAGAAUCUAUGCCAAGGUGCAUUGAAGCUGAUCUGGCGGCUCGUGGAGGUCCAAAGCCCUAUUAAGACACUUUAUGUUGGCGUUUCCUUUAUUUUGACAGUUACCUUUACUUUGUAACAAAUAGGCCUAUGACCUUCAGUAGCCGCAAUAUGACUCCUUACAGGUGAAUGUUGUUUUUGUCCAUGCAGACAGAAAAUUCUCUUUUUUGGAGUAGCAAAACUGUGCAUCUUAUUGCUUUUGCUCUCUAAGCAAGAUGAUGGUGGUUACAGUGUGUGUGUCUGCUUGUGACCUUUGCCCUUUCAGCCCGGGAUGGAGGCCCACAGCUCAAGCCGGUCAAGCCUGUCCAGGAAGAGGAGGAGAGAUGGGUCCAACGGAGAGGCCGAGGAGGUAGAACGGCCAGGGAAAGUCCCAAGAUCCACCGUGGUGAGUGAGGAAGAGAAUGCGGCUGUGUGCGUGUGUGCAGACUUCGUUUACGGGGAGUUGAUGUGUAUUGGUUAAGAUAUAGGAAAGUGAGUCAUAUGAUUGGUUAAGAUAGGAAAGUGAGUCAUAUGAUUGGUUAAGAUAGGAAAGUGAGUCAUUUGAUUCUUAUGAAGGAAACCCUUCUCAUGGUUGUCAUGGUAAUAAUGUGUAUUCGUACACUAGGGUUUAAAAGAUCCCGCCCCCUAUGCUGAUGAGCUAGAGUCGGCUGAGGACACUCCAUACCUGCGAGUCAGUAUGGAGGAGGCCAAGAGGGGAACUCCAUGUGAGUCGCACACACACAUCACACACUACACUCAUGGUCUUACUCACUCAAAAACACAACCUCUCAAUCACUCUCACUCGCACCCCAAAUGUACCAUUCCAAAGACAUGAACAGUUCUGAAAAUAUAUAGAAUGUUGCUCUAUUGAAGUGACCUGUGAUUGGCUGUCAUCACCAUCAUGUCCCUCUCCCACAGUUAAUAGGCCAGUUCGGGUGUAUGCAGAUGGCAUUUUUGAUGUGUUCCACUCAGGCCAUGCCCGGGCCCUCAUGCAGGCCAAGGGCCUCUUUCCGAACACACACCUCAUUGUGGGCGGUGAGUGUCUCAUUCUGGCUGUGUCAACCUUUCCUCUCUCAACGUGCCCUCUUGCUGGUUUACUGUCUGUCCAUUUAUUUGGUUCUUCAGUGGAAAUUGUUUUUCAGAGGCAUAACUCCAAGAACCCUCUAUGUAAAGUACUAUAACUAAUUCAAGUGUAUUCAAUUCCCCUGAACCUCCGUGCUUCUUUUCCUCUCGUCUCAGUGUGCAGUGACGACCUGACACACAAGUUCAAGGGGUUCACGGUGAUGAACGAGGACGAGCGCUACGAUGCAGUCAGCCACUGCCGCUACGUGGACGAGGUCGUCAGGAACGCGCCCUGGACGCUUACGCCCGAGUUCCUCUCCACGCACCGAGUGAGAGAGAGAGGAAAGAUGGAGGGAGGGAGGGAGGGAGGGAUGGAGGGGGGAAAUGGAACGCAAUGGCAUGCUGAUUAAUCUGACAGUAAUGUAGUGUGUUCAGAGUGUGUUCAGUGUGUAUAUUUGUGUGUGUAUAAUGUAAUCCAUCUCUCGUUCACCCCCCACCCCACCAGAUCGACUUUGUUGCCCAUGACGACAUCCCAUAUACAUCAGCAGGCCAGGACGACGUUUACAAGCACAUCAAGGAGGCGGGUGGGUACCAUGACAACGAGCAGGAAUGCCUAUUAUAAAUGUCCUGGUACCGUGUGUCUAUCACGAUGACCUCUCACACUUUGCCUACAGGCAUGUUUGCGCCUACUCAGCGGACGGAGGGAAUCUCCACCUCGGACAUCAUCACGCGCAUCGUCCGCGACUACGACGUGUACGUGAGACGCAAUCUGCAACGCGGCUACACGGCCAAGGAGCUCAACGUCAGCUUCAUCAAUGUAACACUUCACAUUACUAUCAUUUUUAUUAGUAGUAAUGAUGGUAUUUGGUUGUGAUGAUAAUGUAAUGACUUUUGAGUCAUAAGGAGCAGUAGUUGUGAGAGGUAGCUAUAGGUCUAUUUGUAAUGGGGGCGCCUCCCAAGUGGCACAGCGGUCUAAGGCACUGCAUCGCAGUGCUUGAGGCGUCACUACAGACCCGGGUUCGAUCCCAGGCUGUCACAGCCGGCCGUGACCGGGAGACCAAUGAGGCGGCGCACAAUUGGCCCAGCGUCGUCCGGGUUAGGGGAGGGUUUGGCCGGCCGGGAUUUCCUUGUCCCAACGCGCUCUAGCGACUCCUUGUGGCGGGCUGGGCAUCUGCACGCUGACUUCGGUUGCCAGCUGUACGGUGUUUCCUCCGACACAUUGGUGCGGCUGGCUUCCGGGUUAAGCGAGCAGUGUGUCAAGAAGCAGUGCGCCUUGGCAGGGUCGUGUUUCGGAAGACGCAUGGCUCUUGACCUUCACCUCUCCCGAGUCCGUAGGGGAGUUGCAGCAAUGGGAAAAGACUGUAACUACCAAUUAGAUAUCACGAAAAGGGGGAUAAUUUUAUUUAUAAAAAAGGUUGUAUUUGAAUAAAAGCUGCUAGGAAACAUGACUUGUUUACUAGUUUAGUGCAGCCUCGCAUGCCAAGGUCUGGGUUUAUGACACUGUGCCCCUGUCUUUCAGGAGAAGAAGUACCACCUGCAGGAGCGUGUGGACAAGGUGAAGAGGAAGGUGCGCGACGUAGAGGAGAAGAGUAAAGAGUUUGUGCAGAAGGUGGAGAACAAGAGCAUCGACCUCAUCCAGAAGUGGGAGGAGAAGUCCCGGGAGUUCAUUGGCAACUUUCUGCAGAUGUUCGGCCCUGAGGGAGCACUGGUGAGAACUUCUCUUUUGUUCUGUCUGUGUAAUGUAGACUAGAAUGGUGUAUUUCGUGGCAAUCCUCAUUUCCUGCUCUGGGGAAUAAUAUAGUGAUAGUGUAGCAUUCCAUGGAAGAUUUGUGUUGUAGAUCAAUGGGAUUUGUUUUAUAGCCUAAGAACAACAAAUGAACUUGGAAUCUUGACUGAGAUGCCACCUCUCUCUGUAGAAGCACAUGUUGAAGGAGGGCAGGGGCCGGAUGCUGCAGGCCAUCAGCCCCAGACAGAGCCCCAGCAGCAGCCCCACCCGCGAGCGCUCCCCCUCGCCCUUCUUAAACAAGGCCUCACCCUCCCCUCCACCCCACCACAGCGCAGCACGGGGAUACCCCAUCAGCGAGGAUGAUGACGAGUCUGACGAAAAUUAGGGUUCCCGUUAAUCCCGCCCCUCGGUCCAUCAACAGCAUCAGCGUUCAACCCCUCCAACCAAUCAUCAGUAUGUCCACUUAUAUCUGUAUAGCAUUGUCCCGCAGUUCAUUUGCUCAACCCGUUUAAUUUCUUCAAUUGCUGGUGUCCAUUUCUUAUGGACUGUACCACUUCAUUAGUCAUUCAGAGGGGGGUUAAUGCGCACUUUGUUUUUGACAUCUGAUGUUGCAUUUCUGAAUGCACAUUGUAGCUGUCACAUCUUUUCAUUUUAUUAACGGUCAGUAACCACUAGUCACUGGAGGCAUUGGGAGCGAUGUGUUCAUUACCCUUCAUGUUACGUUUGUCACUUUCAUAUUAUCAAUAAUUUCUCACUUAUAGGAACAUUUUCCAGAUAUUAUUUUUGAUGCACGCUUCCUACUCAGGAUGUUAAUCUUAGCGAGGUGAUUUUAUUUUGUUAACCUUGAGUUUAGUAGGGAAUUCAGUUGUGUCCCCCUAUUGUGUUGAGGGGUGUUUGGUGCACUGUUGAAUUCCUUCUCAGAUCAGUCCUUUUUUUUUU